This is a messenger RNA of Melitaea cinxia (Glanville fritillary), 1919 nucleotides long. It is a transcript of the gene sel, whose product is annotated as protein seele. Bases 138 to 896 code for a protein of 252 amino acids. The record is from RefSeq and is a predicted model, not a curated record. NCBI's taxonomy places the organism in Eukaryota, Metazoa, Arthropoda, Insecta, Lepidoptera, Nymphalidae. The transcript is spliced from 7 exons. Gene Ontology annotation, cellular component: endoplasmic reticulum.
AACGAACCAAUCGGAUUUGAGUGCGUGUAUUUGACGGAAAUUGAUAAACUAUCUUAACACGUCUUACGAAUUUAAAGUCAUUUUUCUGUGGUUUUCAUUGAAAAUUGUACAUUGUUCAUUUAAUAAAUCCUAAGAAAAUGCGGUUAAAUACUGCUAUUUUCAGUGUGGCUAUUUUAUUCGUUGCAGUUUCGGCGAAAAUUGAUCCACAAAACUUAAGAUGCUUAGUAUGCCGCCAGACCUUUGAAGAGCUCAAUAAGGCUAUUAAGGGCGUUGAAAAAUGGAAAAAAGUUGAUGUAGGUAACUUCAGAAUGGACUCCAGCGGCAACACAAUGCAACAAAAAGUACCCGCUCACCGCUCUGCUGUCUACAUCUCGGAACUUAUUGAUGGCAUUUGCAAGAAAAUGGAUGACUACGUCCGUGUGUACUACAAGGCGACCGGCAAGCUGGCCAUCAUACAACUGAUGACCCCGGAUGGUGGCAUGAACCCCGAAUCUUCCAAGACCAAGUUCGUCACUGACGAUGAUCUUAACAAGAGCUUAGAGUAUUAUUGUGAAAGAAUGUUCGAAGACAACGAGGAUGAAAUCACAGAUUUAUACAAAAACAGACCGGAAGACGAUGUCAUGCCGAAUGCGGAGAGAGAGAUUUGUUUCGAUCACGCGAAGUACUGUGAGGAGUGGAUGUUGCCCAACGAAAAUGACACCACGUGGACGCCUGAGAUGGAGGCCGAGUAUAUUAAGGUCCACGGACCCGAUCCCUACGGUUUCGGCGGAUUGCCCCAGACACAGUUUCACCAGCAGGCCCCCGACUCCGAUGGUUACGAUGAUACAGAUGAUGAUGAAGAGGAACUGGCCGCUGAGGAUACUCCUGAGGAACCACUGGCCAAGGAGGAACUGUAAAUAUGGGGCGUUUAGAUAGUUGUGAGUGUUCAAGGAUGCCAGUAUAUACAUAUAAUGAAUAGGAAGUAGGAAAUGAUUGUUUUUUUGUAUGUUGAAGAGAUUUGAAGAAACAUUUCAAGAAACUUUUUGAUUGUACCGGGCUUGCUGUGUGUUCAUUAGUUAGUUUAUAUAAUGAUUUAUUGGUAACCGUAAACAUACGUCAUUGUGACAUUACGUGUAGGAGGUUGCCAGUGCUUAAAUAUGAAGUAAAUUAUCUUUAUGCUUAAAGAACAUUUGUGUUGUUGUUAUUGAACAUUUCUCAAGGCCUUACCACAAUUGUAAUUUUGAAACUACUAACAGUUCGGUGGCUUUAAGUCACCCAUGACCAGUGUAUGCAAUGUCGUCGAAAUAUUUAAAAUGACAAUCGUGGUAAGUUCAGUGACAAAUGUUCAAAUUGGCUGUAACAUUUUAUAAAUUAAACAAGUUUAAGGUCAUAACAAUAAUCUUUACUUUACACCACUAUAAGAUAAAAAAAAAAAUACAUUUAGAUGAUGAUGUACAAAUGUCUUAUCGCUAAAAGAGUGAUUUCUUCCAGACAACUAAGGUAUAGGAGGAAAAAGGGUAAGGUAAAGAGUGAAGAUAGUGUAUUUUAACAAUAAAUGAUAAGAGAUCGCCAACAAGCUCUGCCGUUAUCGGUAUAUUGAACAUAAAUUUAUAAAAAUAAAUGGCAACGCAAUAUAAAUUAAUUGUUAAUAACUUUAUUUUAAUACUUUAUACUUUUUUUUUAAAAGUUAAUUCUGUAAAAUCUCAUUCCAAGUUUUUAUUACUGUUUUUCAUCCAUGUUUCCUCAAUAAGGCAUAUUUUUCUGUUUUUUUUUUUUUUAUUCACUAUUGAUAUAAAUACAAGUUCAUGUUUGUGUUCAAAAUAUUAUUAAAGAUGUGCCUUCUUCAUAUAUAUAUAAGAGAAGUGUGUUUUGAGGUUUAAAGUAUUGUUAUGAAAUUGUCAAUCGUCGGAUCGAAAUUGAAUGUAUUAAAUCGCGUUUUA